AUGCCUGUGUACGAGGCUCACAACCCUGCAGGAACCUCAGUCUGGACCGUGUUACACUGGGCUCAGAUGGUUAACUCGAAGGAAUUCCAGAAAUUGGAUUAUGGUUCACCGAAUGCAAACAUGCAACAUUACAACCAGACUACUCCGCCCCUGAUCAACCCAAGCAAGGUGAAGGUCCCUGUAGCUGUGUUCAGAGGUGGAAAUGACUGGCUGGCAGAUGAAAAAGACAUUGAUUGGCUAUUGCCACAACUGAACGUCACCAAAGAUGUAUACAUCAAAAGAUACGAACACUUGGACUUUAUCUGGGCCUUUGAUGCACCCCAUGUUAUAUACAAACAUAUUUUGAAGAUUGUGUUUUCAUAA
This is a messenger RNA of Aplysia californica (California sea hare), 363 nucleotides long. RefSeq names its product gastric triacylglycerol lipase-like. Bases 1 to 363 code for a protein of 120 amino acids. The record is from RefSeq and is a predicted model, not a curated record. The transcript has 3 exons. Lineage: Eukaryota; Metazoa; Mollusca; Gastropoda; Aplysiida; Aplysiidae.